CCGCGCUCCCCUACAACACCAGCAUCAAUCAUUUCCCUUUCAUGACUCUCCCACCGACCAAGAACCAAAAUUUCCCAUGAUGGAGCUCUCUGCGCCGCCUCCUCGCGGCCACCCUUUACUCGCUGGCCUCCGCCGUCCCCCGUCCAUCCCUGCCUCCCCUCUUCUCCUCCCCCACCUCUCCUCUUGCCCCAUCACUAACCGAUCACUAUUCGCUUCGCACUCCGCCAAAUCCCUUUCCUUGGUUUCUGAUGCAGGAUGGGGUCGUCCCCGUGAUCGACCGCCGCGGGCCAGGGCCUCGGACGAGGAUGCCUCCAUGGUUGUUGUACACGAUGAUGCUGGGUCGAAACGGGUCGAUGGGCCUUCCUUUCUCAUGAGGUCGUCGUACGGGGAGGGAGACAACCCCGAUGGCGGAGAGCAGAUUGCUGAGGCAGCGAAUAAUCUUUUGUCUAAGCUUAAUCUUAAGAUAGACUCUGAAGAGGCAUAUGGCAUCCUCUUUUAUGUAGCUGGUGCUCUGGCUGCAUUGUGGAUUUCUGCAGCCUUUGUUUCCUCCAUUGAUUCCCUACCUGUGUUUCCAAAAGUGAUGGAAGUUGUCGGCCUUGGCUUCACAAUCUGGUUCAGCACUCGGUAUCUGAUAUUUAAGGAAAACAGGGACGAAUUAUUUACCAAGCUUGAUGAACUCAAAGAGAAAAUAUUAGGACCUAGCAAUAAAUGAGAAAUUUGGAUGCCAAUGCUUGCAUUGUUCCAGUUGUCACCAGAUCCACGAUAAGCGUGGUGUGUAGGUAGGUUUAUUUGAUUCAGUUGGAUGUGAUUAGUAUUUCCAAAUUUCUCUUCGUGACUGGUUUUGUUGAGCUUCCGAAUCUAGAAUUCCGUGACAGCAUCUCUUAUUGCGUACAACUACUACAACUCUAGAAUGCUUUGUUUGGAAUGAGAGUUGGAUCCUGGUUUUUGCUAA
Messenger RNA from Musa acuminata subsp. malaccensis (wild Malaysian banana), 952 nucleotides. RefSeq lists its product as uncharacterized. The record is from RefSeq and is a predicted model, not a curated record. Gene Ontology annotation, cellular component: thylakoid; chloroplast thylakoid membrane. Lineage: Eukaryota; Viridiplantae; Streptophyta; Magnoliopsida; Zingiberales; Musaceae.